AGCGAUUAUAUACCAAAAAAAAAAAAAUGGUGCAGAAAAUUUUAAUGAUUUGUUUGGGAAACAUCUGCCGCUCCCCAAUUGCGGAGGUGGUGAUGGUCGAAACUCUGGAAAAGGCGAACAAGAAGAAUGUUGUAGUGGACAGUGCGGCUAUUGGGUCGUGGCAUGUGGGAAAUCGUGCCGAUCCACGGGCCAUCAGCACGCUGGCCCAGCACGACCUCAAGUGCACCCACAUUGUGCGCCAGAUAAAGAAGCAGGACUUUACCGAAUUCGACUUCAUUUUCGGCAUGGACGAGGACAACAUGAGCGAGCUGCGGCGGCUGGCGCCCAAGGGUUCCAAGGCGGAGCUACUCAUGCUGGGUGACUUCGGCCUGGAGGCCAAGAAUCGCAUCAUCGAGGAUCCCUACUAUGAGCGUGGUGCGGCUGGCUUUGAGACCGCUUAUCAGCAGUGUGUUGUGGCCUGCGCCGCCUUCAUGAAAGAGCGCCUCGUUUAAAUCGGUUUUGUGAUAUACUCAUAGUUCAAGUAAUAAAUGUCUAGUACAAAG
Drosophila obscura is the source of this 542-nucleotide messenger RNA. RefSeq names its product low molecular weight phosphotyrosine protein phosphatase 1. The transcript is spliced from 3 exons. Lineage: Eukaryota; Metazoa; Arthropoda; Insecta; Diptera; Drosophilidae. The record is from RefSeq and is a predicted model, not a curated record. Gene Ontology annotation, biological process: protein dephosphorylation. Bases 27 to 491 code for a protein of 154 amino acids. Gene Ontology annotation, molecular function: protein tyrosine phosphatase activity.